Oncorhynchus nerka (sockeye salmon) is the source of this 3290-nucleotide messenger RNA. RefSeq names its product aerolysin-like protein. The transcript has 4 exons. Lineage: Eukaryota; Metazoa; Chordata; Actinopteri; Salmoniformes; Salmonidae. Gene Ontology annotation, cellular component: extracellular region. The record is from RefSeq and is a predicted model, not a curated record. The coding region runs from base 1942 to 2874 and encodes 310 amino acids.
CAAAGAGAGUGCAGAUGACAUCAUGGACUUGGUGUAAAAGAACACUGUCUGCAUCGUUAACCUGAAGAAAGCGAUUGAUUUCAAUGCUGAAGAAGUAAAUACACUGAAGGAGCAGAACGCAACAUUGAAUACUCAGGUUGCAAAGAGGAGAAGAAACUCACUGAAAAUGGAGUCAAAGGUUAAAACGAGACUGACCGAUACAGUUGAAGAUGGACUCUUCGAAUUGACGGAAUCGCAGAAGGAUUUGACGAGAUCACAAAGCAAAAGUGAAGGACAUUUGCAGGGCAAUAGUCCCGGAGGACGAGCAGAAUAUUGUUGUAGGUUCUCUGGAUGUGGUGCACCGCCUGGGUAGGCUGAGAGAUGGGGAGAACAACCAAAUCAAAUCAAAGUUUAUUUGUCACGUGCGCCAAAUACAACAGGUGUAGAUAGACCUUACAGUGCGAAAAAAAAAUGGUUCCGUUUUUCUGUGCUCCGUUUUAUUACUUAACAAAUAAGGAAUACUCAAAAUGUGCACUUAUAAAUCAUAACCAUUUUAAUCAAAAUACAGCUGUAGACAGAAGUCAAAGAUCAAACAUCACACAAACAACUGAUGUCUCUCCUGAGUUCUGCCCCAUAGGAAAAUAACUAGUUGCUUUUAUCAUGCUUGUAGUCAACCUCCUGUGAUGCCAUUACCUGCUACUCCUCAGACCAAGCACAUGCAUGCACAGCUAUACAAACUUGCAAGAAAUACAAUAGUUCCAGUGUUUUCUAAGGCCUCAGGAGUAAAAGCCACUCCCCCAAGUUGACUUAUAGAGGUAUGUCUGACUAGCCUCUUAUCUCUUCUACUCCCUGCAGGGCUCUUUGUUUAUCUUUGAAAUGCUUUUCCCACCAUUUAUUUAUAAGAGGCACAGACUUAAAAAGACUGUGAAACAAUUAUAAAUCUUUAGAAUGAAUAUAUAUAUAUAUAUAUAUAUUGUUAAUCUGUAAUCUAGGACCCUAUAAAUGUAGAGGAGGAGGGGUCCCAUAGCCCCUCCCCUUCUAUUAAUACAACAUAUUAUAAUCAAUUAUUAUAAUACAUCAGACAUUUGGUGCAGCCCCUAACGUGACCCCAAUUUGACCCCAUCACUAUAUACAGACACGGGUUAGUCAGGCUUAUUGAGGUAGUAUGUGCAUGCAGGUAUGGUUAAAGUGACUAUGCAUAUAUGAUGAACAGAGAGUAGCAGAAGCAUAAAAAGAGGGGUUUGCGGGUGGUGGGACACAAUGCAGAUAGCCCGGUUAGCCAACUUUUAAAUAUUUAUUUAUUUAUUUUUUAUUUCACCUUUAUUUAACCAGGUAGGCUAGUUGAGAACAAGUUCUCAUUUGCAACUGCGACCUGGCCAAGAUUAAGCGUAGCAAUUCGACACAUACAACAACACAGAUUUACACUAUGAACCAUGCCCAUGUCGAUUCUUUAGUUUUUUUUGUAUAGCAGUAUAUAAGAGAACUAAAGGGACCUCCCUGGCGGAGCUUGUGGCAGACUUGUACUUUGUACAUGUUUGUUUUAACCUCUCCAGUUAAGUGACAAUAUAGAAUGAAUCAUUUAAUAUGGACUUCAGGUGUCCCUGGUGUUGAAUGUCCACCAAACACAUCUGUCAUGAUGAGCACAAUACAAUGUUUAUUCAGGGUGAAAGGUUCUGUGGAAAUUCUGAUAUACAUAAUUUUAUGGGCGUGGGAGGAGUUUGGCUGCUAUAUGAAAGAGUGCUUCUCCACUCCAGAGACACAUAUUCCGCUGUUGCAUCUUUGAACUUCACUCAGAGUCUUGACUCUUAAACUCUUAUUGCAUAUUGAAUCAGACCAAUCAGUUUUCUUUCAUCAAGAUCUUCUAUAGUCAUCUUUAACACUGAGGCCUGCUAAUCAUUCUAUAUAUUUAAAAGAAGAAACUUUGUUUGGAGAGGUUACUUGACGCACGCACACACACUCAACAUGGCAACCACACUGGAACUAAUAGGUGGUCAAGGAGGCAGUCCAUUUGAAUUCCACGGCAUGAACAACGGUGCCACCCUCAAGAAGAUUGGAGUGGCGGUGGGAGGCUGGCAGGUGAAAGCUGUGCGGGUGGAGCUGACCGACGGGAAAGUAGCGACUUUUGGAGAUGCUAACACUUUCAAUGAGUUUGAGUUCAAACUCGGCGAGCGCAUCACCAAGCUGUCGCUGUGGGGUAACGGUGCCGGCACACGUCUGGGUGCCAUCAAGUUCACGACGAGUGAGAACCGGGAGUUCUUUGAAAAAAUGACCAGCUGGGGACUGAAGACUGAGUACACCAUAAAUGUGGGUUCUGGAAUCUGCCUGGGGCUGCAGGGCAGGUAUGGCUCAGACAUCGACUGCAUGGGCUUCCUCUUCAUCAACACCAUCAAGUCGUCCGUGCUGACAGACAUGGAGUAUCCCACCCUGUCCCUCUUCAAACCCCAGGUGACCCCAGAAUAUGUGAAAUCCCUGUCUCACCACAACGACACCUCAUUGGUUCAAGAAGAGUCCAUUACAUACAGCAAGACCCUGACCAAGACUUCCUCCUGGUCCGUCAGCAACAAGAUAGAAUCCACCUUGAAUGUGUCGGUCAAAGCAGGGAUCCCGGAUCUGGUCGAGGUGACAUCAGGGUUCAGCUUGACCGUAGGAGUGGAGCAUUCCACCAGCCUGCAGAAGACAGAGACCAUAACAGAAUCAGAUACCAUCAACGUGAAGAUCCCUCCAGGGAAGACCAUGGAUGUUGAGAUCACAGUGGGGAAAGCAAAUAUCGACCUCGACUACAGAGCCACAGUGAAAGUCACCUGCAUGAAUGGCAGUCAGCUGGUCUUCCCAUCCAAUGGCGUCUACACUGGUGUGACUUACACUUCAGCUAGGGUAUCCACAAAGGAGAGAUAAUAAGUACAGUGAUAGAAUGAACUAAUUCUUUGUGUGCCUUUUCUGUUACUGUCACGCCUUGGUCUUAGUAUUUUGUGUUUUCUUUAGUUAUUUGGUCAGGCCAGGGUGUGACAUGGGUUUAUUGUGUUGUCGUAUUGGGGUUUUAGUAGGCAUUGGGAUUGUGGCUGAGUAGGGGUGUAUAGCAUAGGCUUGGCUGCCUGAGGCGGUUCUCAAUCAGAGUCAGGUGAAUCUCGUUGUCUCUGAUUGGGAACCAUAUUUAGGUAGCCUGGGUUUCACUGUGUGUUUGUGGGUGAUUGUUCCUGUCUCAGUGUGUUUGUAUUUCACCAGAUAGGCCGUAUAGGUUUUCACGUUCCGUUUCUUGUUUUUGUAUUAUUCGUGUUUUUUCUUAUUAAAGAUGUAUCGAACUAACCACGCUG